AUGUGGAUAUUUGGAUAUGGUUCGCUUGUAUGGAGACCAGAUUUUCGAUAUAUUAAUCGAAUAGAAGGUCAUAUUAAAGGUUUUAUUCGACGUUUUUGGCAAUUAUCAGAAGAUCAUCGUGGUAUACCAGGAAAACCAGGAAGAGUAGCUACUUUGAUUUCAACUGGAAAUCCAUCUGAUUGUGUUUAUGGUGCUGCUUAUGAAAUAUCCAAUGAAGACGAAGUAAGUGUCCGUCAUGUACUUGAUGUACGUGAAAAAGAUGGUUAUACAAUUAUUGAAACAAUUUUCUAUCCAAAUAAUCAUGAACAAAAAGAAUUCGUUUGUUAUACAUAUAUGGCUCAAUCAAAUAAUCCAUUUUGGGGUGGUGAUGCACCAUUAGAUCAAAUAGCUGAACAAAUAGCUCGAGCACAUGGACCAAGUGGUUCUAAUCGUGAAUAUUUAUUUAAAUUAGUUGAAGCUAUACGUGCAAUAACUACAAUAGAUGAUGAACAUUUAUUUACACUUGAUGAACUUGUCAAAAAAAUCUUAAUUCAAGAUGAACAAAAAGAAAAAUAA
Molecule: messenger RNA, 555 nt
Organism: Rotaria sordida
Lineage: Eukaryota; Metazoa; Rotifera; Eurotatoria; Philodinida; Philodinidae
Source: the annotation of a GenBank genome assembly